CGCCAUGGGCGGCCUGGCCUCCGCGGGGGACGUGGAGCCGGGACUGCCCGUCGAGGUGCGCGGCUCCAACGGGGCCUUCUACAAGGGCUUUGUGAAGGAUGUCCAUGAAGACUCUGUUACCAUCUACUUUGAAAACAACUGGCAGAGUGAGAGGCAGAUUCCUUUUGGGGAUGUCCGGCUACCACCUCCAGCUGACUAUAAUAAAGAGAUCACAGAAGGGGACGAGGUGGAGGUAUAUUCUCGAGCCAACGAGCAGGAACCUUGUGGCUGGUGGCUGGCCCGGGUGCGGAUGAUGAAGGGAGAUUUCUAUGUCAUCGAAUACGCCGCCUGCGAUGCCACUUACAACGAGAUUGUGACCCUGGAACGGCUCCGGCCAGUGAAUCCCAAUCCCCUGGCAACCAAAGGCAGCUUCUUCAAGGUUACCAUGGCUGUGCCUGAGGAUCUGAGAGAGGCCUGCUCCAACGAAAACGUCCAUAAAGAGUUCAAGAAAGCAUUGGGAGCGAACUGCAUCUUUCUCAACAUCACAAAUAGUGAGCUCUUCAUUCUGUCGACCACAGAAGCUCCUGUGAAGCGGGCAUCCCUGCUGGGUGACAUGCAUUUCCGAAGCCUGCGCACCAAACUGCUACUCAUGUCCCGCAAUGAAGAAGCUACCAAGCACCUAGAGAUCACCUCUGAGAAUCAAACUGCUUUGCAGGGCAAAGUGAUUGGAAAGAACGGGAAAGUGAUCCAGGAGAUUGUGGAUAAAUCUGGUGUGGUGAGGGUUCGAGUAGAAGGUGAUAAUGACAAGAAGAACCCCAGGGAGGAGGGGAUGGUUCCUUUCAUAUUCGUGGGUACCCGGGAGAGUAUUAGCAACGCCCAGGCCCUGCUGGAAUACCAUCUCUCCUACCUGCAGGAGGUGGAGCAGCUCCGCUUGGAGAGGCUGCAGAUUGAUGAGCAGCUUCGGCAGAUUGGGCUGGGCUUCCGCCCUCCCGGGAGUGGGCGGGGCAGCGGUGGCAGCGACAAGGCCGGAUACACCACGGACGAGAGCUCCUCGUCCUCCCUCCACGCUACGCGAACCUACGGGGGCAGCUACGGGGGCCGCGGCCGGGGCCGGAGGACAGGCGGUCCCGCCUAUGGCCCCAGCUCGGACCCAUCCACAGCUUCUGAGACGGAGUCAGAGAAGAGGGAGGAGCCUAACCGAGCUGGGCCAGGUGACCGGGAUCCCCCAACCCGGGGGGAAGAAAGCCGGAGGCGGCCGAUUGGGGGCCGGGGUAGGGGACCCCCACCUGCCCCCCGGCCCACCACGAGAUACAACGCUUCAUCUAUCAGCUCAGUGCUGAAAGAUCCAGACAGUAAUCCCUAUAGCCUACUGGACACAUCUGAACCAGAGCCCCCAGUUGACUCAGAGCCUGGGGAACCCCCCCCAGCAAGUGCCAGGCGCCGCCGCUCCCGCCGCCGCCGCACGGAUGAGGACCGGACUGUCAUGGAUGGAGGCCUGGAAUCUGAUGGGCCCAGCAUGACAGAGAAUGGUCUGGAAGAUGAGUCGAGACCCCAGCGUCGGAACCGGAGCCGCCGCCGCCGUAACCGUGGGAACCGGGCGGAUGGUUCCAUCAGUGGAGACCGUCAGCCAGUGACCGUGGCGGACUAUAUCUCCCGAGCCGAGUCGCAGAGCCGCCAGCGGCCCCCCCUGGAACGCACUAAAGCCUCAGAGGACUCUCUUCCAGGACAAAAGGGCGACUCUGUCAGCAAGCUUCCUAAGGGCCCCUCAGAGAAUGGGGAGCUCUCCGCCCCCUUGGAGUUGGGUAGUUUGGUGAACGGGGUUUCAUAAAACCUCCAGCCUGCAUCCCUCCCUUCUCCAUCUCGCUUGCUGCCCAACACCAUGGCCCUCCCAGGCCCGACUGACCUGCGCUGGAGCUGCUCUUAUCUAGGGGGGAGGGGGGUGGCACAGCAGCUUGGGUCCUCCCUCAACCUCCAGGAGCUAGUGGAGGGGUGUGUAACAGGGUCAUACCCCCCCCUCUUGUCCACCCUUCCCCAGGGUGAGGGAGCCUCUCUCCUUCCCCAUCAGACUGGAUGUGCCUUUAUCCUCUAAUGCCCCGAUCUCUCUGAACACCCCCAUUCUCCGCCUGCUGGUGCGGGGUGCUCCUUGACCCACCCGGAUUUGACCGUUCAGGGGGGCUCCCCUGCUAUCCCUCCUCCCAUCCUGUACCCCCCAUUUCUGGGGCCUCAUCACUGUGGAAGACGGGGAUAGUAAGGGUAUACGUGGGUGGGAGGCAUGGGGAAGGUUUUGGAGUAGAACCAGGGGUGUGUAUGAAGGGGGGUGACAAGGUCCCCCGGGGGAGGGGGGGACCAACCUUGUCUGGUGGAUGAGAAGGCGUAUUUAUUUUUCACUGUACAGUAUUUAAAAAGAGAAUAAAAAAAUCCAAAUGGCUCUGUGGUUCC
Leptonychotes weddellii (Weddell seal) is the source of this 2418-nucleotide messenger RNA. The record is from RefSeq and is a predicted model, not a curated record. Lineage: Eukaryota; Metazoa; Chordata; Mammalia; Carnivora; Phocidae.